Ylistrum balloti is the source of this 5379-nucleotide messenger RNA. RefSeq names its product ubiquitin thioesterase OTUB1-like. Gene Ontology annotation, cellular component: nucleus. Gene Ontology annotation, molecular function: cysteine-type deubiquitinase activity; ubiquitin binding. The transcript has 8 exons. Lineage: Eukaryota; Metazoa; Mollusca; Bivalvia; Pectinida; Pectinidae. The record is from RefSeq and is a predicted model, not a curated record. Bases 95 to 820 code for a protein of 241 amino acids. Gene Ontology annotation, biological process: protein K48-linked deubiquitination.
AAGAAAACAAAUGCAGUUGGAACUUUGUAGAAUUUAACAAUAAUCCUCUGAGUCUACAUAUAUUAACAUAGCCAAAAAUUAUGAUGAAGCAACCAUGGAGCAGCAAAGGAAAAUUGAAAAAGAGGUUGCUGAGAACCAAGCCCUUGUGAGCUUAAUGAUUGAUUUCGAUGCUGUCAGUGCUGAUUAUUCAAAAGAGGACGAGACCUACUUAGGAAAAAUCCAGGAUUUGAAAAGCAGGUAUAAAUGUGUAAGAAAGACAAGAGGUGAUGGCAACUGUUUCUACCGAGCAUUUGGGUUUGCCUACUUAGAACAAUUGCUGACCAAUCAAGUGGAUUUUUCCAGGUUUAAGGAGGUAGCUUCGAGGAGUAAAGAGGAGCUGGUAGACCUCGGGUUCCCACGCUUUACAAUAGAGGACUUCCAUGAUACUUUCAUGGAUGUAGUGGAAAAAGUUGGCACACCAUGUACAAAGGAGGAACUUCAUGAAACAUUCAAUGACCAGGGAACGUCUGACUACCUGGUGGUGUAUCUCAGAUUACUGGUGUCCGGAUAUCUCCAAAAAGAGGCAGAGUUUUUUCAAAACUUCAUUGAAGGGGAAAGAUCCGUCAGAGAAUUUUGUAAUCAGGAAGUUGAACCUAUGGGGAAAGAGAGUGAUCACCUUCAAGUGAUGGCCUUGACCUCUGCAUUAGGAGUAGCAGUGCGAGUGGUUUAUAUGGACCGAGGAGACAGCAGUCGCUGUAAUCAUCAUGACUUUCCAGAGGACUCUGUGCCCUCUGUGUAUCUUCUUUAUCGACCUGGACAUUAUGAUAUUUUGUAUUCCUGACGGCAGAGAUUCACUUCAUUCUCAUCCAUAGCAUAUUAGUCCCAAAGGCAAAAUAGGACUUAAAGAAAUUGCUUUUCUUAUAUGGAUCAUUACCUUUGUAACACUUUAUAAGCUGGGCAACAAUGUCCUUGAUUCACAUGACAUAUCAUUAAGCUGCAACAGAUACUUUCAUUGAUGGAAAUAAGAUGUCAAUUUUGAUAACAUCUUUUGAUUAAUUAACAAGUUACCAAAAAGUUUGACACAACAAUUUAUUUUUUGUAAAUGUGUUGAUGCAAAAAUUGGUGAACAUGAUAUUCACAGCUGAGUUUUUGAGACAUCAUUCCAUCAAAAGCUCUUUUUUGAAGUGAAGUAGUAAUCACAAAGGUAAUUUCUGAUCUAGAUUAAUUACCUAUGUAUCAACAUUUAUAUUGUAAAUCAAUACAAACAUUCUUUCUAAUGAAAGAUGGCAAUAAUUUAACUGUAUUCGCAAUGAUUUUCACUUCAAUUCAGACACAUUUUCAAGUGAGCUUAUGCCAUACUGAGGCAUCUGUCAAUCAUCAAUCAACAACUGCUCAAACACUGCUAGUAAGUCAUGAACGACAGAGCAUAUUUUGACCUGAAGGGCAGAUGGAGAAAUGAGGCCACUGUCCUAUAGGAAUAGUCAGAUUUUGCCCAUAUUUGGUCUGAAGAAGAAUCAAAUUGGUAGAAACAGUGAAUCUCUGCCUCGUGGAAACAGAGGGGUGAUACCACAUAGGAGAAAUAGAGUAAUUUCUUUAAAAUCCUGCUUCGCCUGUAGGAAUGAUUGGAGCUGGUCUGAAGAAUUUGUGGGUGAAAUGAAUAAAUUUAAAUGUUGGUGAAAAAUUUGUAUAAAUGGUGGGUCUCAGCACUCUGGAGCAGGAGGGGUCAAAGGAUCAAGAUGACCUAAUCAGGCUUCGCCAUUGACCUUCAUUCACAGGAUUACAGGGGUCAAAUAUGCUAAACUAGAACAACAGACAGUUCAAGGUCACCAUACCUUUCAAGGUCACAAGGGUCAAAUAUGUAAAAAUGCUUAAGCAACUUCUUUUCAAUAACCAAGAGGCCAAGGGUCUUGAUAUUGGGCCUGUAGCUUGCUUUUUCAACAAGCAAUAUGUGCAGAGUAAUGGCGAUUGUGUAGUACAGUAUUGUAAACAAUAUGAUUUCAAGUUUGCCAAAAAUGUCAUGAUGAACACACAAUGUCUUAGAUGUAAGAUGAACAGUAGUUUAGUAAUUCAUUUUAAGUCUUUUUGGCCUCUUUCAUAUAUAGAUCUUUAUAGUGAGAUGAUCAUUAAGGCCCGUGGGCCUCUAGUUGGAUAUUUAGAAUUCCUUUUCCUUUGGUUUUUAUUUCAGCCAAGCAAUGCCAGAUGAGCAAUACAGGCCCUAUGGUCCUCUUGACCUCUUGUUUCUGAUAGGAAUGACAGAGUGUGAUCCCCAAAUGGUCUGAAGCAUUCUUAGGUGAACAAGACUUGUAUAAAUGCUUUUGCUGACCCUGUUCAGGCAGAGAAAUUGGAGAUAAUAGAAAGAUAUGCAAACAAUUAAAAUUCUUUUUCUUUUGGAGAAAAAAUGAAAAUAUAAGCCUAACAAAACCAUGUUCACCAUGUAAUACAAGACCUAUGGGCCUAUUGUUUUCAAGUUUGCCACAUUAGAAUGGGUUAGUAUAGAAUUUGCACCUGUCGAAUAUCAAUUGAGACCUGGGUAUGAAAUUCUGGCCAUGCAGUAUUGUUGCAGUGAAAAUCUAUGUCGCUUUGUCAACAAGUUGUUAUUUGCCAUUAAACUGAUUGGAGUAUGGCUAUAGGCAGUGUUAUGUUAUGAAUAUCCACUGUAACAAAUUCAGAAACUUCGUAAUCAGAGUCAAUGCUGCCAGAUUCAUGGAUUCAUUUGGCGAGUUACACAUAUACAUGAACCUUCUAUUAGGGAAGCAGUAAUGUUUUUUCUAGGAUUUUGACAGUAUUAGUUUGCCAUCAAUAUUUCUAAUACUUGGAUUAAUCUCAAAUUUCAUUUGUAGGUUCUCAUUUGUCCUUAGUUGUGAAUUGUCUAAUUCUGGAACUGUAAUAGAUUGUUAUCGGAAUUUUUGAUGGACUUGAUGGAUAGAUAUUGCAUUUCAAAUGCUGUGACCCCUUGGACUCUAUUUGUGCAUAUUCCCAUUUUGGGACCAAUUCAAGAAACAAAGUGGCCAACAAAUAUUAAAUUUCAAAUGCUGUGGCCCCUUUGACCCUAGUUGAACGUUUUCCCAUUUUGGGACCAAUUUAAUAAACCAAAUGGCCGAUAGGCGGCAAUCUUGGAUAUCAGUAGUAUCUGUUUGUUAUCACUCUUUCAAGAGGAGUACUUGAUAGAUAAUUUUCAAAUUGCACAUGAAGGUUCCCAUUGGCCCCAUUUUGUGCAAUGUCCAAUUUUUAGGAUUGAUUCGCUUUACAAAAUGGCAGACAGGCUGCCAUCUGGAAUUUUGACAGGAUAUUUCCAUUAAUAACGGUUUAUUUCAGUAGAAAUACUUGAAGGAUCUUUCUCCAAUUUCAUAUUAAUAUUCCUCUUGGUCUCUUGUUAUGCUUUAUAAAUUUCGGGACUGACCAGGAGAACAAAAUAACCAACAGGCAACCAUCUUGGAUUUGACAGUAAUAGGUUAUUUUUAUAGUUUCUUGAGAAGAAUUUUCAAUUUUCAUGUAGUUCCGAACAAAAGCUGGAAAGAAAAGUGAAGGAGAAAGGGGGAAAGAAGGAGAACAAAGGAAGAUGUAGCCAUAAUGAGUGCCAGGAUCCCUCUUGAAUAUUUUAUUUAUAGGAAAAGGACCUACUGCAGGAUAGCUGAUAAAGUGAUUCUUUGUGAAAUGUUUUAUAUAACAUGUCAAAAAUAAAAAUGGAACAUUUUAUUUUUGGUGCAAUUACAGCUCCGUCUUUUACUAAUUCGGACUGAUUGAAAUGUCCGGUAGUAUCUACAGGAGAAUAACAUGUCUAAAUUGUGGUUUGAUUUUUUAUUGUUUACAUAAUACAUUGUACAUGAAAAAUAGUGACAGACAGGGGUACCAAGUCAUCCCUCAUUGCAUUCUACAGGGGCAAUGCACGUGGCGAUGACCUCUCCAUGAAUAAGUUGGCAACAAUUGGAGACAUCACACUGCCAACGGCUUAGCCAAACAGUUGAUGAUAGAUGUCAAAUUAUGUUAUUGUAAGCACAAAUUCCAGUAAAGCCAUAACUUGCUAUGCUCUAUGCAGCUCAGAAUGAUACCAAGUGCAUUGUCAGUGGGUGUGUUGGUGAAAAGAGGCACUACAUCAUGUUUAACUCCUGAUUGUUUUGGACUUAUACUUCAUGCAAGGUCUUUUUGAGUUUUUAGAUCACCUAGCCCGAAUGGCCAAGGGAGCUUUAAGGAUACUGUGGCGUCUGCCAUCCGUCGACUGUCAACUUUUUUUUUUUUUACAAAAUGCUACUAGUCAUGAACAACUCAGGCAAAUUUUUACCAAUUUGAUCAGAAGCAGCCUUAUGGGAAUGGGAACAUAACUGCUUUAAAUGAAGUGUACCAGCCCCCAAGGACCUAAGGGAUGAAACCAAAAAGGGGAAAUUUGCAUUUCUUAAAAUCCUAAUCCUCCUGCAGGAAUGACUGGAUUUUGCCCAGAUUUGGUCAGAAACACCUUGGGUAAAGAAAAAUCAAUUUUGUAUAAACGGUGGAUCUCGGCCGGCUGGGGUUGGACAAAAUACGGGAAUUGAGUAAAAUCAUGUAAAAUCAAAAUCCUCCAAUAGAAUAAGUGGAUUUUGUCCUUAAUUGGUCAGAAUCAUGUGUUGGUGAAGAGGAAUCAAUUUCGUCUUCAAUGGGUCUCGUCAGCUUUCCAAAAAACUUGAAUUUGUUAUUUAAGAAAAAUCAUGUUUUCCCUGGUUAAACUUCCAUAACUUUUUAUAUUUGUAAUAUUAAGCUUUAUAUUUGAAUUCAAAACGUGCAGCAGUCUUUGAUGAACAGGAUUUGACCAAUUUAAUGAUUUAUUAUAGGAUUUUGAACAAGUUUUUGGUUAAGAUAAGCACCCAGACUCGCACCCAUGACAGGGAUCAUAAAAAUAAGUCGUAGUGCAGGCCAUAGGUAACUUUUGGAUUUUUCAAAUGCAUUCUUGAGAGCUUACUGGGGUUUUAUAAAUAAGACACAAUAAAGAUUAAAUUGUGAUUAAAAUGAUAUUGUACUUUCUUUAUGAAUUCAAUGUGCAUCUUACUGUUGAGAUGCAAAACAUUAUUAAGUAACUGUGCAAAAUCAUGGGUAUCCUGUUUUUAUCCUAGUAAUUCAAAAGUUAUCUUUAUUACAAAUCUGAACUUGUUUCUGAAAUAGAGGUAUCAUAUAUUAUCUUUAAAAUCUCUGAUUAUCAUACUGUAGACAUUUAGGCUUGGCCUUCAUUGGUAAAUGGAGUGACUUUCAUUGAAAAUAUUUCACAUAUUACUUAUUAAAGAAAUCACUUUUAAAAACAUUGCAUUUAUUGACCAAAUAAAGAAUGUGCUGGUGGAUAAGGGGUUGGAUACAGUGUGCUUGACUCCAAAACAUUUCUGACAAACAGAAAAGCAAAGAAUUAUAAGAUGAAGCUUAGUAGCUUUUAACACAAGA